AUGGCAAUUCCUCCGGCGAAGAUGGAGCUCAGGCCUCUGGGAAACACAGGGCUCAAGGUCAGCUCCGUUGGUUUCGGCGCAUCUCCGCUCGGAAGUGUCUUCGGUCCAGUCGCCGAAGAUGAUGCCGUCGCCGCCGUGCGCGAGGCUUUCAAUCUCGGCAUCAACUUCUUCGACACCUCCCCGUAUUACGGAGGAACACUGUCAGAGAAAAUGCUUGGUAAGGGACUAAAGGCUCUUCAAGUCCCUAGAAGUGACUACAUUGUGGCGACUAAGUGUGGACGAUACAAAGAAGGUUUUGAUUUCAGUGCUGAGAGAGUAACAAAGAGCAUUGAUGAGAGCUUGGAGAGGCUUCAGCUAGAUUACGUUGACAUACUUCAUUGCCAUGACAUUGAGUUCGGGUCUCUUGAUCAGAUUGUGAGUGAAACAAUGCCUGCUCUCCAGAAGCUGAAACAGGAAGGGAAGAUCCGGUUCAUUGGUAUCACUGGCCUUCCGUUGAACAUUUUCACUUACGUUCUUGAUAGAGUGCCUUCAGGGGCAGUCGAUGUGAUAUUAUCGUACUGCCAUUUGAGCGUAAAUGAUUCGACUUUGCUGGAUUUGGUACCUUACUUGAAGAGCAAAGGUGUGGGGGUGAUAAGUGCGUCUCCUUUGUCAAUGGGUCUCUUUACAGAGCAAGGUCCUCCUGAAUGGCACCCUGCUUCCCCUGAGCUCAAGGCUGCGUGCAAAGCAGCAGUUGCUCAUUGUAGAUCAAAGGGUAAGAAGAUGACGAAGUUAGCAGUGCAAUACAGCGUAGCAAAGAAGGAUAUUUCAUCAGUUUUGGUUGGUAUGAGCUCUGUCUCGCAGGUAGAAGAAAAUGUUGCAGCUGUUACAGAGCUUGAAGGUUUGGGGAUGGAUCAGGAAACUUUGUCUGAGGUUGAAGCUAUUCUCGAGCCUGUCAAGAACCAGACUUGGCCGAGCGGAAUCGAUCCGAAGUAA
Microthlaspi erraticum is the source of this 972-nucleotide messenger RNA. Lineage: Eukaryota; Viridiplantae; Streptophyta; Magnoliopsida; Brassicales; Brassicaceae. The record is from the annotation of a GenBank genome assembly.